Seminavis robusta is the source of this 1263-nucleotide messenger RNA. NCBI's taxonomy places the organism in Eukaryota, Bacillariophyta, Bacillariophyceae, Naviculales, Naviculaceae. The record is from the annotation of a GenBank genome assembly.
AUGAUGAAACGAUUAACGCUGAUCCUGUCGCUGAUGAUUAUGCUGCCAGCUGCCGCAGCUGGCAGUACCCUUCGUGGUCGCCGUACGGAGGACUAUGGCGGUGCACCCAUCGUUGGUGGCAGGGUUACAGACUUUGCGGAUCAUCCGUAUUUUGUGGAUUUGGGGUCCUGUGGAGGAAGUCUGCUGUUGCAUGACAUUGUCUUGACGGCAGCACAUUGCCGUGUUCCAGAUUUCGCGUACGUGGGACCAGAACAACAGCAAAAAACAGUUAUUUCUGCUGUCAUACACCCGGACUAUGCUUCCCAGCAUUAUGAUUUUAUGCUACUCAAGAUUGACAACCAUGCCGAGGUAUCACACGGAUCUUCCAGAAUACCACUCAAUGAUCAAGACGAUAUUCCUUCGGAUGGUGAAGUGCUCAAAGUCAUCGGAACGGGUGUCACCGAAGAGGGUAACUUUGGCAGCGAUGGUCUAUUGCGACUAACCUACGUCCGCUACAUUCCAAAUUCCGAGUGUACCGACAGUUAUGGGAGUUCCAUUGGGGAUGAUCAUCUGUGUGCAGGUGUUGAAGGUGGUGGCAGAGAUUCCUGCCAGGGAGACAGUGGUGGACCCAUCAUGGCAGGAAAUGUACAAGUUGGUAUUGUCUCCUGGGGCAUUGGCUGUGCUCGUCCAGAUUUCCCAGGUGUCUAUGCUCGGAUCUCUGUGGCCUACAAUUGGAUUCAACGUAUGAUGUGCUGCCUUUCCGAAAGCCCUGCCGCAAGCUGUGAACCAGUUGACCCAUGCGAAUGUUCAGACAUUCCCUGCCAAAGCAAUGAUGAUGGAACUGAUUCACCUACCGGAAGUCCCACCUAUGAGCCAACAAACUCUCCUACCGAAAGCCCCACCAACGCGCCAACAAAUUCUCCCACCGAAACCUCAGAUGAGAACACUCCAAAUCCGACCACAGAUGAACCGACUCCAAGCCCUACUCCAAGCCCGACCACAGAUGAGCCAACUCCAAGCCCUACCGGUACCACAGAUGAGCCUACUCCAAGUCCAACAACAGAGGCGCCUACCCCAAGCCCGACCAUGGCGUCAACUGAGCCUCCUACUGGGAGCCCAACAACUUCACCUACGGACCCGCCAACUGACAGCCCUACUGCUGCACCCACUGACCCUAUCACUGAUAGCCCAACCAUUUCUCCCACAGAUGCCCCCACUGAUGGAUGGAAUAUUGAUGGAGGCUAUGGCGAUGGCUACGACAACGAUCUCUUUGGUCGCUUAUGA